This is a messenger RNA of Daldinia childiae, 3264 nucleotides long. Its product is annotated as Sodium/potassium-transporting ATPase subunit alpha-3. The record is from RefSeq and is a predicted model, not a curated record. Gene Ontology annotation, cellular component: membrane. Gene Ontology annotation, biological process: intracellular potassium ion homeostasis; proton transmembrane transport; sodium ion export across plasma membrane. The transcript has 10 exons. Gene Ontology annotation, molecular function: P-type sodium:potassium-exchanging transporter activity; ATP binding; ATP hydrolysis activity. NCBI's taxonomy places the organism in Eukaryota, Fungi, Ascomycota, Sordariomycetes, Xylariales, Hypoxylaceae. Bases 1 to 3264 code for a protein of 1087 amino acids.
AUGGACGAACCUGACCUUAAACCUGGCGUAAAAUGGGACGAGGAGGAGGCUGUCCGUCCUACUCGUGGACUCCGUCGUGCACAAUCUAGCGGCUCAAUGUCUAUUCGUAGCGUGCGCUCACGACGUGAAGUUGAUCCAUCUAUCAUCCUUCCUAUCCAGUACCGCACCGUUUCGUACCAGAUCGAAGAAUCCAAACAGAAGAAUGUCGUACAGCUAUCCGAGGCGAAAGAUAAAGCUACUAAGGAUCUAUCUGAGCUCGAAUGGCACACGAUAUCGACUGAAGAGGCCCUCCGACGUCUCAGCGCAUCGAUGACUGAGGGUCUCUCAACCGAACAAGUUACUCGUAGAAUGAAAGAAUACGGGCGAAAUGCCCCAUCUCCCCCGGAAUCACGUACCAUUCAGAAAUAUUUUGGUUACUUCUUUAAAGGAUUCGGCCCUAUACUUCUGCUUGGAGCUAUUCUGGUUUUCAUCUCGUGGAAACCGCUCGGCCAACCUCCAUCGUUGGCUAAUCUGGCUUUGGCAAUAGUUCUAGUUGCAGUAUUCUUCAUCCAGGCUGCAUUUAAUAUGUUCCAGGACUGGAGCUCAUCUCGUGUCAUGAGUUCUAUCAAGAACAUGCUUCCUGAAGACUCCCUAGUCAUCCGAAACAGUAUUCAGGCCUCCCUCGAUGCACAAGAGCUCGUACCGGGCGAUAUAGUGUGCAUUAAGGCUGGAAACAAAUUGCCGGCUGAUAUGCGCUUCCUCCAAGUUUCUAGCGAUGCUAAGUUUGAUAGAUCUAUUCUAACCGGAGAGUCUUUACCUCUCGCAGCAACUGUAGACUCGACAGACAAUAACUACUUAGAAACUCGCUGCAUUGGCUUGCAGGGUACCCAUUGCGUAUCUGGAUCCUGUAUGGGCUUGGUCGUAGCCACUGGUGACCGCACAGUAUUUGGUCGCAUCGCAGCUUUAACCAACGAACCAAAAGUUAAACUGACUACUUUGGAAAAGGAGGUUUUAUACUUCGUCGUCAUCAUCUGCUCUAUCAUGCUCAUGAUGAUUACCAUAGUACUGAUUGUCUGGGGUGCUUGGCUUAGAAAGGUCCAUCCAAAUUGGAUUAACGUCCCGAAUCUGAUUGUCGGGUGCGUCAGCGUAGCUAUCGCUUUUAUACCUGAAGGGUUGCCUAUCGCGUUGACCGCCGGUUUGACGAUUACCGCGAACCUGAUGCGCAAGCAUAAAGUUCUAUGCAAGUCGCUAAAGACAGUCGAGACCCUGGGGUCUGUGUCCGUCAUCUGCUCCGACAAGACAGGGACCCUUACCGAGAACCGAAUGACUGUCACCGAGUGCACUAUUGGGACUCACACCAUUACAGUUGAGGCGGCCGAGGACGAGUUAGAUACGAGCACGGCACCGGCCAUUGCUGGCAUGGUAACAACAGGCGUAGAUCAAGUGCGUGCCAUCGCUGGACUCUGUAACGCAGCCGAGUUUGACGCCGCGACCAUGGAUUUACCUAUCGAACAGCGCCGUGUUUUUGGUGACGCUACCGACCAGGCAGUAUUGAGAUUCUCUGAACGGUUCGGCUCAGUGCAACAGCUACGCCAAUCCUGGCAGAAGACGUAUGAACUAGCUUUUAAUAGUAAGAACAAGUUCAUGAUCAGGACAUUUUCCAUGUUUAGGAAGGAUUGUCUAGAAGCUACUCUAUCAGAGGCCGAGGCGGAAAAUUUCAAUUCUGGCGACACAUUGUUAACUAUAAAGGGGGCCCCUGAUGUCCUUAUUGGCCGAUGCUCCUCCUUCGUUAAUAAUGCAGGCGAUGUACAUCCCUUCGACGACGAUAUGCGAGCAUCGUUUGAUAACAUGAAGAACGCGUAUAGCAGCCAGGGGAAACGUUGCAUUUUACUUGCUCGCAAGGUCAUUCGCCAAGACGAGCUACAAUAUCAAUCCGGAACAACUCAAUUUGAGGAUGAUAUUGUUACGCAUGCUAAGUCGGACUUGACCUUAGUUGGUCUUGUAGCUAUUGUCGAUCCUCUGCGCCCAGAAAUCCGCGAAGUCGUCUCGACGCUGCGCGGUGCCGGUAUAAGGGUAUUCAUGGUGACUGGGGACUUUGCUCUUACAGCUCUUGCGAUUGCUCAGGAGGCCGGCAUCGUAAGUAGUCCUACUCCAUUGGUUCACAAUGUCUCCUCGCUCCCUAGGGAGGAGGUAGAAGAUGAAACGAAGGCUUCCAACGCCCGCUCAUCGAUUCUUAUUAGCGGACCGGAACUUCUGGGCCUGAACGAAUACCAAUGGAAAGUAUUGACAGAGUAUGAAGAGAUUGUCUUUGCUCGCACGACUCCGGAGCAGAAACUACGUAUCGUGAAAGAGUUCCAGACUGACGGCGUAGUGGCCAUGACUGGAGAUGGUGUGAACGAUGCUCCGUCUUUAAAGGCUGCUGACGUCGGUAUUGCUCUUGGAAGCGGUUCCGACAUUGCCAUCGAGGCAGCUGACAUGGUACUGCUCGACUCAUUCUCGUCUGUUGUCGAGGCGGUGCAAUAUGGUCGGGUGGUGUUUGAUAACCUGAAGAAAGUGAUCUGCUACUUGCUUCCAGCUGGAAGUUUCGCUGAGUUCUGGCCAGUAAUGACCAAUGUUAUCUUUGGAAUCCCACAGAUCCUCUCGUCCUUUCUCAUGAUUAUUAUCUGCUGUUUCACAGACUGCGCUGCCGCGACAAUACUCUCCUACGAGAAACCGGAGGCUGAUGUCCUGUUGCGCAAACCACGUAACGUCAAGAAGGACCGCUUGGUCGAUUGGAAACUUGUUAUCCACGCGUAUGGUGUUCUCGGCAUGAUUGAGACUAUCGCUUCCUUCGCGAUGGCUUACUGGUAUCUGGAGAAGAAUGGAAUACCCUUCCGCGUGCUAUGGUUUUCCUUUGGAGAUCUCCCGGAUUGGAUCGACGAAGAAUAUUAUGCGCAAAAACUAAAUGAAGCAUCUUCCAUUUACUUCGUUAAUCUUGUUGUCAUGCAAUGGUUCAACUUGCUCGCAGUACGCACGCGGCGAUGGAGUAUUUUCCAGCAUCCUCCCAUCUUCAAUAAACACACACGAAACCUAUAUAUUUUCCCAGCAGUUAUAUUCGCUCUGUGCAUGGCUAUCCUAUGGCUUUAUAUCCCUCAGCUGCAGUCGGUUUUGGGAACUUCGCCUGUUCCGGUGGAACACUGGUUUCUACCCUUUGCUUUCGGUCUGUUUAUCCUGAUAUUCGACGAGAUACGCAAGUUUCUUAUACGAAGAUACCCUAACGGAAUAUUGGCUAAGAUCGCUUGGUGA